AUGCCAAAGAUCGUCUCGUCAUCCAUCGUCUCUUCCUCCGAUCACUUAGUACAGCAAGAAGACCAACGAAGUGCAUUGCAUGUCUACUAUUGCCUAUGUUCAGAAUUCCUCUUGGUGAUCGACGCCGAUCUUCGGAUAUUACCUCGGAGACGCACGGAUAACGCCAUCAUUGUGUCAAACACAAAGCGUACAUACAAACUGACGGCAGAGCCAGGGCAAACAGUCGUUGUUCAAAGGAAAGAGGGAUAUGAAAAGCAAUAUCGAUACCAUUGUCCACGAUGUCAAUUGCUGAUAGCUUAUGAAUCGACUGAGGAUCGUAAAUCGGGGCCUUACACAUACAUUCUGGAAGGUGCAUUAACUGAAGUUCAAGGGAGUGCUCCACCCAAUGCCAUUCAAGAGAUCGCAUGA
Lichtheimia ornata is the source of this 408-nucleotide messenger RNA. RefSeq lists its product as uncharacterized. The transcript has 3 exons. NCBI's taxonomy places the organism in Eukaryota, Fungi, Mucoromycota, Mucoromycetes, Mucorales, Lichtheimiaceae. Bases 1 to 408 code for a protein of 135 amino acids. The record is from RefSeq and is a predicted model, not a curated record.